AUGAACUUGUGCAUCGUCCUUUUCUUGUCUGCUACAUAUUCUGAAAGAUUCUUUAUAUGCUUCCUGUACAUAUCAACAGAUAUACUUCAAAAGACAAACGAUGAGCAAUACUGUAGAAUUCAAAAAACUAAGCAUGCUCUUCAGGUGGCAGAGGAGGAGCUUCUAAGAGUACAAUUGGAAGCAACAACUAAGUCAAAGGAAUUAUCACAGGCUCAUGGAGCAUGGUUUCCUCCUUGGCUUGCUACUCACGCCAAUUACUAUAAGGAACUUGCAACAACUCACCGGAAGGAGCAUGGACAACCUGUACUAGAUGUCUUACUUCAAAAGGUAUCAGAGAAAUCAAUUCAAGCACAACAAUUUAUGGAACCACAUUUUGAAUCUUCCAAAGCCUGUUGCUUGAUUGGCAAUCCAUAA
Messenger RNA from Zingiber officinale, 414 nucleotides. RefSeq lists its product as uncharacterized. The transcript is spliced from 8 exons. The record is from RefSeq and is a predicted model, not a curated record. Lineage: Eukaryota; Viridiplantae; Streptophyta; Magnoliopsida; Zingiberales; Zingiberaceae. The coding region runs from base 1 to 414 and encodes 137 amino acids.